UGCACUAUCUACUACCCACCACUCAUCCUCAAGCUGAAAAAGCAUCAAGCGAAACUACCGAUCAAACAUCCAGAGACAAGACUCGAGCAGGGAAUCCAACGGGAAAAGAUGGCAGACUCGAAAGCGAAAGGAGGUGCUUAUGGCGACAACUCGAACGAUUACCGCCGUAAAUGGGACAAGGAGGAAUACCUAGCGAAAUCCAAAGCCCAAGAUGCCGCCGCACAGGAAUACGCACAGGCAGCUCAAGCUGCCCAAGCGGCGGGCAAGAAACCUCCUCCUCGGCCCCGUGCAGGAGAUGCCAAUAUGGGGCCUAAGCCGACCAAGGCUCUGGAGGCGAGGGAAGAGGAUCUGGGGAUAGAGAAGAAUUUGGGGAAGAGCAUGUUGGUUGCUGCUGGUGGGAAGGGACCGGGGGCCGGGUUUUAUUGCGAAAUGUGUCGACGGACGUUGAAAGACAGUAUAGCGUACCUCGAUCACGUGAAUGGACGGAGCCACCUCGCCCGACUCGGCCAGACCACCCAAGUUCGCCGCUCAACGGUCGCCCAAGUCCGGGCACGUAUCGAUCUCCUUCGAGCCCAAUCCCAGUCCAAAAUCACCAGCAAGAAUUUCGACUUUGAAUCCCGCCUGAAGCUGGUCGUCCAGGAAGAAGAAGCUCGACGGAAAGAGAAGAAGGAGGGCAAGAAGCGGAAACGCGAAGAGGCGCGAUUGAAGGCCAGCACGGGGCAAGACGAGGAUGACGAGGGGGUCAAGAGGACCAAGGGAGCGUUUGGAAACGCGAAAAAGGAGCAAGAGGAGGAGGAUAGGAAGCGGGAAGAGGAGAGGCAGUUUGAAGCGAUGAUGGGAUUUUCGGGCGGGUUUGGGGGUGGGGUCAAGAAGCGGUGAAAGGGCGUCCAAUACCCGGAUUGCAUUUAGCGUUGUAUAGAAUACAGAGAUCGAUCAUGAAUCAAUAAUGUUCACCCUG
This is a messenger RNA of Filobasidium floriforme, 958 nucleotides long. RefSeq lists its product as uncharacterized. The transcript is spliced from 4 exons. Gene Ontology annotation, molecular function: nucleic acid binding; zinc ion binding. Gene Ontology annotation, biological process: mRNA splicing, via spliceosome. Lineage: Eukaryota; Fungi; Basidiomycota; Tremellomycetes; Filobasidiales; Filobasidiaceae. The record is from RefSeq and is a predicted model, not a curated record. Bases 109 to 879 code for a protein of 256 amino acids. Gene Ontology annotation, cellular component: U4/U6 x U5 tri-snRNP complex; spliceosomal complex.